UCAGCUAUCGCGCAGUUGGAUAGAAUAAUUUUAGAGAAUCGCAUCGCAUCAUACGAGGUGCGUUACGAACCACCCGUAUUCCUUGUUUGGUAAUUAGGAGCUGACACUUGAAUACGUCAGUUGGGGGUUGACAAACCUACAACAGAGACUUGUAGUUUAUCAGACCACUGAUAGAAAGUUUUUGUUGGCAACUGAUACCGAGCCACCGCAUUGUUUUUUUAUAUAAUCAAAUUCUACAUUCGGAAGUUUACGAGAGAAGAGAAAAAGAAAAUCAUUGUUUGACUUAAUAGUCUGAUUCGGGAACACGAACUCUGAUGUCAAUCCGAUAUACAGAACAAUUCAGCAGACCGACGAAGUUUCUGAUAACUUCACGAAUAAGCAUUGGGAAAUCGAGUUAAGGCUUAAACAAAUAUAUAUUUUAAGACUUUACAUUUUUUGUGUAUAUAUUAAUAUACAAUUGUGACAAUGUCUGACAAGCCAGACUCACCGCCCAAGAGCCCAGCGCCUUCUGUGCCUAGAAGUUCCUUCUCCAUCAGCAGUAUCCUCGGAGACACGGAGAACAAGGAAGAUAAAACGGACGAAAGUGAUGACAAGUGUACAGAGUCUAAGGAUGCGAUCAUCUCGAGUAUUUCGGACAUUUAUUCCAAGUACCAAGUGUUGUCAGACGCCACCCUGUCAACCAGGCCAGGAUUGAACUUCUGGUAUCCAUGGUAUUCAUCGUUCAUGCAGUCCCAAGUCGAUUUCAAUGUGGCUGCAGCAGGGAAAUCUCGAACGGUUCCGCCCUUGUCCAGGUCCCCUCUUCACUCACCUCUUGCCAUGAAAUCUUCAACACUGCGAAAAGACAGCGAUCACGGCAUGACGUCAUUGAGAAAAGACAGUGACGCCAUCAUGUCGGACAUGAUGCCUUCUCCUCGUUCCCACAGCCGCGACGACGAUUCUGGUGACGACGACUGUGACAAGGACAUAAAGGACGACUGUGACAAGGACGGCAACGACGACGACGACAAAGACAGGAAGCAGAGGAAGAAGAAGACGCGCACGGUGUUCUCGCGGAGUCAGGUGUUCCAACUCGAGUCGACCUUUGACAUGAAGAGAUACCUGUCGAGCUCGGAGCGGGCGGGGCUCGCCGCCUCCCUACACCUCACGGAGACGCAGGUCAAGAUUUGGUUCCAGAAUCGCAGGAACAAGUGGAAGCGACAACUCGCGGCAGAGAUGGAGGCCGCCAACAUGUCCCAGCGUGCACCUCACCGCAUGGUGCGCGUGCCCGUGCUCUACCACGACAGUAACGUCGGUUUCCCCGGCAACCGCUCAGACAGUUUAAGCAGCGGGUCUCCGCCGCUGAGUAGUUCAGUGAACGCGCUGUGCUACCCACACGGCUACCCUCACCUUGCCUCCCUUAGAUCGCUCCACGGAGCGGUGUAGAGAAGGUAAAAUAAUAAAAAUCUGAGACUUAAAAAUUUACAAUUACACAAAAUGGUGCAGUUGUCUGUCCGUCCGUCCGACAUUUUAUUCUAUAAUAACGGAACUCUGAAUUCGUUAAUGAUGGUGACACUGCAAUUGGUGCGAACAAACUACGCACAACAACACAAGACAAUGUAACUUAUUUAUGUGUGGAAAUGUUCGUAUUCUAUGGUGCAGACGUUCAAAUUGUCCCCAGAUAUAUGUUUUUGCCAAGUGACAAGUGACUAAAAAUGUGGCAAAACCAAUGACCUUUUACUUGACUGCCUAAGUGACAGCAUUGGCCGAGAUGUGACAGUCCCGUGUCUGGGUGUUGUGGAGAAAGUCUAUAAAAACCUAUAAAUUAUUAAUGUGCAAUGGUAUUGUUAAUUAAAGAAACUCCUAUGUGAAUGUUUAUAAUAAUAUUUUUGUGUGUGUUUUGGCAUUGUCAUUUUUGUUCAGUGAUUGUCCAAAUAAAUAUUGUU
Messenger RNA from Gigantopelta aegis, 1922 nucleotides. RefSeq names its product homeobox protein HMX3-B-like. Lineage: Eukaryota; Metazoa; Mollusca; Gastropoda; Neomphalida; Peltospiridae. The record is from RefSeq and is a predicted model, not a curated record. The coding region runs from base 466 to 1422 and encodes 318 amino acids. Gene Ontology annotation, biological process: regulation of transcription by RNA polymerase II. The transcript is spliced from 2 exons. Gene Ontology annotation, molecular function: RNA polymerase II transcription regulatory region sequence-specific DNA binding; DNA-binding transcription factor activity, RNA polymerase II-specific. Gene Ontology annotation, cellular component: nucleus.